Messenger RNA from Puccinia triticina, 3555 nucleotides. RefSeq lists its product as uncharacterized. Gene Ontology annotation, biological process: chromatin remodeling. NCBI's taxonomy places the organism in Eukaryota, Fungi, Basidiomycota, Pucciniomycetes, Pucciniales, Pucciniaceae. The record is from RefSeq and is a predicted model, not a curated record. Bases 1 to 3555 code for a protein of 1184 amino acids. Gene Ontology annotation, cellular component: RSC-type complex. The transcript is spliced from 14 exons.
AUGGACCCCGCCAUCCUCAUCCAUGCGGUCACCAACGCACAGGCACUCGUCAAACACUCCGCCAGGCUCACCCCCACCAGCGCAUUCCCCCGCCACCACCAGCUGGGCUGUGCAGUCGUCAUCUGCGCAUGCUUCGAAUCACAGACAGAAACCGACAUCCUCGCUAGCGUCUUCAGGAAACCAGCCGCACUCAACUACCAGACCCUCUUCAACGCCAUCCAGGAGCCCCGAUCACUCGAAGCAGUCAGGUAUGGCUCCGCAAAGGCCUUCUACAUCGACCUCAAGUCCGUCUACAGCACCCUCGCCGUCCUCUCCCAGAUCGCGCCGGGGAUAUGGAAGGCGGCAAAGACGAUGGACAGCUUCACGGACGACGCUUGGAUGACGGUGGUUUCCCUGCAGGCGGAGAAAGUGGAGAACGGCGAGCUGGAAAACCCGCUGCCCGAUGCCCACCAGCUGUUCGCGACCCCGGACGCGGCCGACGACCCGCGCCCGCCGUGUCUGGCGGACACCCCGGUGGAGGCGGUCCUGGAGAGUCUCUCGGGCCGGCUGACGGCGGCGGCGCGGGCGCAGCUGCCGUCCAACCGCACCGGCGAGGGCCCGCCGCGGCUGGCGCUGGCUCUGCCGACGAGCACCGCGGACGCCCUGGCGGACGACCCGGAGAUCGAGGUGCUCUAUCCGCCCGCCGCCUCGCUCAAGCGGCUCCGCACGCCCGAGCGAUGUCCCCACCCGCCCUCGCCCUCCUCCCUCGACACCCUCCUCCCCCCCUCGGCCACCAAAAGAGCCCGGCUCGAGCACGACCACGGCGUGGAUGAGCUCGGCUGGCUGCGGCCUCAGACGCUCAAACAGGCCCUGCACGCGCCGCUCGAGGGUCUGCGCCGGACGAUGGCCGACGCGCCCGAGCAGCUGUCCUCCCUGCGACUGCUCGACGGGGCGAUCCACGCGCUCAUCCUGGCCGCCAAGCGGGUGCCCAAGCCCAUCAAGGCCGAGGAGCCCGAGGGCGACGCAGCCGGGGACCGGGCGACGGCGAAGCGGGCCCGGCUGUGUCUGCAGCGGAUAUAUCACGAGAUCCACGCGCUCGACUUCGCCCACUACUGCUCCGCCAUGACCGCCCCGCCGACCGCCGAAGAGACGGCCAACGACGCCGCGAUCCAUGCGGCCCAUCUGGCCGCCUUCGCGCGCACGAUGCGUCGCAAGGUGCGCGCGCACGUCCGCAUCCUGCUCCCCCCCACGCCUGCGUCCGGGCCCACUCCCUCGCCGCUGACGGAGGAGCGCGAAGGGUCGACGGCCGACGCCGAGCGCGACUGGGUCGUCCAGCAGCUGGUCGUCGCCGAGCGCGAAGAGAGCCGCCGGUCGUCGUCCGCCUCGCAUCCCGCGGACGCCGAAGACGACGAGCCCGGGGCGGCCAAGCUGCGCACGCAGAUCCUGAACGCCUUCGUCAGCCCGGCGGGCGCGGGCGUGCCGGGGACCGCCCCGUUGGCGUGUCUGCGGUUCAAGACGCUGGCCGUGCGGGUGGGCUCGUGGGUGCGGAUCUUCGACCCCGCCCGGCCAAGCAAGCCCGUGGCCGUCGUCGUCGUCGCACGGUUCCUCAGGGCCGCCGACGUGCCCACGGACACCGGGCACCGCCCGCUGGCCAAGGAGCUCUUCCGGGCGGUCCUGGACUGUUGUGCGGUCCUGCACAUCGACGACUACCUGAGAGCCCGGCCGACGGAUGAAGCGGGGCUGAGCACGACCCACGUCUGUCGAUACGGCUACAACCCGAUCCUGCACCAGCUGACGCGGCUCUCGGCCGCCGAAUUCACCCAGCUGCCGCUGCAGAAGCCGCCCGCCCGGGCCGGAGCGAGGGCCAAGCCGGCCGACGACGCCCGCUUCGCCUUCCCCCGCGCAAUGUCCGAUCCCCUCGGCGUCCCCGGCUCCCACCACCACCAGCUCCGCGCCGAUCCGUCCACCGCCCUGCCGCGCCGCGCGUCCGAGUUCAAUCCCCGGACGACGACGUCGAUGGAGGUCCCGUCGCCCAUCUCCUUGCUCGACCCCUGCCUCACCGAGCCUCCAUCUGCCCCACCACCCCCGCCCACCGCUGCCGACAUCCCCGUGCCUCACACCGCCGACCCGCCGCUUCUGCCCUCCUUCCACACGGCCCAGGACGCCCGCCAGGCUCCCGUGCCGUACCCGCGACCCACUCCGGCGCCGGCCGCAGCCAAACAGCAGUACGCACUGCUGGACCGUCAGUACGUGCCCAACAACCAGCAACGGGCGGCGGGCCAACAAGCCGGAGUCGGUUCUUUUGGACAACGGCCACAGCAGGCUCAGACUCCCCAGCACUCGCCCCUCCAGGUGCACAUUCCCUUGCAGCAACCAGGACCGCCCGGCCAGCAUCAGACGACAGCCCAACAGUUCGACCUCCGCCAGGGGCUGCACUACUCGCCUCGCUCGAAUCACGUCCAGAACAGCCCGUCUGCCGGCCAACUCACCUCGCCCCGUCUCCCGCUUGGCACGCCCAAACUCUCCCCUCAUCCCCACCCAGGAUCAUCGUAUCCUGCAGGCGUCAAUGGGGCCGUCAAUGGUAAAGAGCCCAGUCAGUUCGAGUCCCGCGCGGGCUCGCAAGUCCUGAACAGCAGUCCCACCGGGCCGACCCGCGAGCCUACCCAGAGUGUCUCCAGCCCCACACUGGGCCCUCCGUAUCCCCGCGGCUCGCAGCAGGCCCAGAUCGGCCGGUACAUGCUCGGCUCCGCGCCCGCGCCGGGGACAGACCCGACCGUCAAGUGGCUGACCUCGCUGCUCGACUACGCCCCGCCCGGCGAGCCCGCCGAGAUCCCGCUGUCGUGGAUCUACGCCGAGUUCCAGAAACAUUGCGCGCGCGUCGGCGCCGACGCCGGCCUCUCCAUGCCCGCGCUCGCCGACAAGAUCCUCGCCGCGUUCAGCAGAUCUCCUUCCCUUCCCCCUGCCACCCUCGCGAACUCCAACUCGACUAAUCCCGUCAUCCGCGGGCUGAGGCCCAGGCCUCAUCCUCCCCCGCCCUCUGCGGGCUAUCCUCGGCAACAGGUAGACGGGCCCUCGAGUACGCCGACUAUGCAGCACGAGAGUUGGCCCCGGAUCCGCAACGAGUCCGUGCUCUCGGUCAAUGAGGAGCACCGCAGCUUGAGGGAGACCCUGCGACACGAGAUAUACCAGGAAUUCGCGACCUCGUACCACCAGUCGCUCGAGCACCAGCUGGAGCGACAACAGAAGGAGAUCGAGAUCAUGAAGGCCGACCUCCAAUGGAUCAAGGGGUUCCUGGUCAGCCAGUCGAAGACCCAGAAGCAGACGGCCUCCGCCGAGCACCAGCUCCUGACCACCGUCCAACAGCAAGUGCAGAGCCAGGCCUCGCUGCUCCAGCAAGCCCUCCAGGCCCCCACCGCCCCUGUCUCCGGCCCCGGCAAACACCCCUCCGCACAGGGCUUCCCCCAGCUCGCCACCCCACACCAUCCCUCCCCCGACACCCUCAAACAAAAUCACCACCAGCAGCAGCACUCCCUCGCCCCCGACCGGCCCUCCUCGUUCGCCCACUUCCCCCACUAA